AUGCCCUUUCGCAUACUGAACAAAGGCCCUGAAUACUUUCGGCGUCAGGCUGAGAAUGGAGCUCGGAAGCCCAGCGCGGUGGAAAGGCUGGAAGCUGACAAGGCGAAGUACGUGAAGAGCAAGCAAGUCGCCAGUACUAAGCAAGAGCCCAUAAGGCCGGUGCUGUCCAGACAGCCGCUUUUCUCCCCAGGUGUUCGGAGGGUGCUGCUUACUCCAAGUCGCAGGUGCUCCCCCGCUGCCCCCCGGGGGGAGAACAGAGCUCCUAAAAGUUCCUUGAAUCUGGAAAUAUUGAACAAUCUGAUUAAUAUCUGUGACAGCCCGCUGACCUCUCCGCGGGCGGACAAAGUUCCUUGGCAGGAACCGGAGAAGACGCAAAAUUCAUCCACCCCAAGCACCCCGGCCAGCUAUCGGACUCCCAACACGAUGGCAGUGCGCAGAGUGGAUGUUCGACCAGACAGCCCCCUCUGUUCACCCUCCAGCACCCCAAAUGACCCGGGCAAAAAACAAACCCUCUUGCAUCGUUCCAAGUCCGACCUGAGUGACCGCUACUCUCGAGCCAGUGCCGACCUCGAACGUUUCUUCAAUUACUGCGGACUGGACCCUGGCGAGGUUUCUAAUAUUGGGGCCGAGCACUUUGUCCGCGCCAGCUCCGACAUCGUGUCCCUUAAGUUCCACAGCGUCAGCGCCGAAAGUUCGGAGUACGCCCAGUCUCAGGUCAGCGUGGCUACCCCCGAGGAGACGCCGGCUUCCACGCGUAUUCCGUACGGGAUCUCCAUCAUCGAGCGGAACGCCAGGGUCAUCAAAUGGCUGUACGGACUGCGUCAAGCCAGAGAGGCCCAGAAGUCCUCCACGUAG
This is a messenger RNA of Staurois parvus, 855 nucleotides long. The record is from the annotation of a GenBank genome assembly. NCBI's taxonomy places the organism in Eukaryota, Metazoa, Chordata, Amphibia, Anura, Ranidae.